AUGCUGGUAAAGAACCUCCAGGACCUUGCUAAGGAAAUAGCGAAGUAUAAAGAAGAUUUGACUAGAGCUCGAAAAGAAGCAAAACAACAAGAUAUUAUCGAUGCAGUGAAUCUCAUGCAGACAACAACGACUUGCUUGCAAAAGUCUAAAGAGACAUAUUUCGCCCGUUGUGCCGAGUUGGAGAAAUUGAAAAAAGAAUCGAACGUCAAUCAAAAGGAGAUUGGGAAGGUAGCUGAUUUUGAUACUUUUAUAAUGGAGAUGAAAAUGUUCAAAUCAAAAGAGGAGUAUCGUGGUUACGUCGAAAAAUACGAGAUGGUGAGGAAAGAUUUCGAAGAGAAAAUGGAGAGGGCAUGCAAGUUUUUCCAAGCACAUGACAGGUUUGUUCUUCAUAUUUAUCAUCCUGUCAUUCAAAUUUCCUUUUUUGCUACAUUUGUAAGCUUUUAUAGGUCUCACUUCGCAGCUCUACAACAAUUUUUGCUUCUUUAUGCGGCACACCAUCAAGAAGCGGCCAUAGCUGCGCAACAGGUAAGCGUUUCGUAGUA
Cylicostephanus goldi is the source of this 542-nucleotide messenger RNA. The record is from the annotation of a GenBank genome assembly. NCBI's taxonomy places the organism in Eukaryota, Metazoa, Nematoda, Chromadorea, Rhabditida, Strongylidae.